This is a messenger RNA of Osmia lignaria (orchard mason bee), 788 nucleotides long. RefSeq names its product peptidyl-prolyl cis-trans isomerase-like 1 Cypl (gene Cypl). Lineage: Eukaryota; Metazoa; Arthropoda; Insecta; Hymenoptera; Megachilidae. Gene Ontology annotation, biological process: protein peptidyl-prolyl isomerization; protein folding. Gene Ontology annotation, cellular component: catalytic step 2 spliceosome. The record is from RefSeq and is a predicted model, not a curated record. Gene Ontology annotation, molecular function: peptidyl-prolyl cis-trans isomerase activity.
AUAUAAAAGUGGCGCAAACUAUUCGUUAACUUACCAACUGUUAGAAAUUCAGUCGAUAAGUCAGUAAUUUAUUGAGUAGUUUCCGCUGCUUUUGCAUAGAUGGAGAAUAAGGAAUAAAGAAAAGUUUGAAAAUGAAUAUGUCGAAAUGAAUUGAAGGUUAGGAUUUGAUGGGACUGUUUUUAGAUUUCGUUCAAAAAUCAAGUAAAAAGUAUUGGAAAAAUUAUCUUCACACUUAAUCAUGGCUCUUGCGAAUAUAUCUGGAAUUCCUGAUAAACAUUGGCAGCCACCAUUUGUAGUAUUUGAAACUACAAUGGGGGAAGUCAUGAUUGAGCUGUACUGGAAACAUGUACCAAUUACAUGCAGGAAUUUUGCUGAACUUACACGACGUGGAUAUUACAAUGGAACGAAGUUUCAUAGAGUAAUACGAGAUUUCAUGAUACAGGGCGGUGAUCCCACGGGAACAGGAAAAGGUGGGGUAUCUAUCUAUGGAGAAUGUUUUGACGAUGAAAUACACGAUGAUCUAAAACAUACAGGUGCGGGAGUAGUAUCUAUGGCUAAUUCAGGACCUGAUACUAACGGAUCACAGUUUUUUAUUACAUUAGCGCCUACACAAUGGCUUGAUGGAAAACACACAAUUUUUGAAUUCACUCUGGUAUGGCAAUAGUAAAAAGAAUUGGCUUAGUUGAGACCGAUAAGAAUGACAGACCCGUUGACGACAUAAAAAUUGUUAAAGGAUCCAUAAGAAAUGCGUAAUAAAAAAAUAAAUUUUUAAUUGCUGUAUUUAUUAU